AUGAUAUGCGCUCCCGGAACAGAAAAAUGUUAUUACGGAGAAAAUAAGCAAAAUGGUAUUGGGGGUUGUGGAAAAUGUGAAGGGGAUUUAGAUUGUUUUGAAUGCAAUACAAAAUACUGUAACACGAAGGACAAUUUAAAUAAGGUGUUUAGAUGUUAUGAGAGUAAUGGCAAAAGAACAGAUACGAAAGCAAGAGAAUGCCUCAGUAAAAAAUGCUAUUUUGCUUCCUCAAUUAAAGGUUGCCUAGAAGUCACCCACAAACUGAGUGCCAGCCGAGUUUGA
Molecule: messenger RNA, 282 nt
Organism: Meloidogyne enterolobii
Lineage: Eukaryota; Metazoa; Nematoda; Chromadorea; Rhabditida; Meloidogynidae
Source: the annotation of a GenBank genome assembly